AUGCCUACAACACAAGAAGACUGCCAUUUCUUUCUGCAAGGGUCGUGCCGCAACGGCGACCAAUGUCAAUUCAGACACAGCCUUGCUGCGCGCUCCACCGAGGAUGUCUGCCCAGCAUACGCACAGACAGGCAAGUGCCCACAGCAGGACUGUGGCAAACGGCACACGGGUAACGCCCACCGGCCUGCUAAGGGUCCACAGGAAAUUCAGUGCCGCAAUGAGGAAAACGGCGGUGUGUGCACGCGACCCGGCUGUCACUUCAAGCAUCUGCGGCCGCAAGGAGCGCCAGGCGGUAAUCCGACAAGCAUGUUUGGACGGCCACCCAGGCCAUCGGCACUGAACCCUAGCGCAAAGGUGUUUGUGCCGCGGCAGACAUCAGGUAAUUUUGAGGGUGAUGGGGGUCCACAGUUUAGGCCGCGGUAUCCGGUAAAGGAGAUGACGUUGAGGGCCGGUGGUGGCCAGCGGGUUGCACAGCAGAGCGCGUUUGCGACGCAGGCGAGGCCAAGCCCGAGAGCAGCGCGUUCACAGCCCCAAACGUCGCCGUUUCAGACCACCGGAGUGUUCGGGGCAUCGGUGUUUCAAAGCCAGCAGAAAUCAGCAUUUGAGGGCCAGCAAACAUCAGCGUUCCAGAGCCAGCCGACAUCCGCAUUUCGGCCGAAGCAAUCAUCAGCGUUUCAAAACCAACAGGCGUCAGCAUUCGGAUCCAGCACACAACCUACAUUCAGGGGCAGCAGUGCCUUUGUGUCAGGUGCAGAAUCUACAUUUGGGUCCACUAGUUCAGCGUUCAGAGCAAAGAGGUCUGUGGUGUCGACCAGUGCAGAUGAUGUAGAGAUGGGCGAUGGAGAUGGUGAAUCCGCUCCAGUCCAGGCUCCAGCCUCAACUACUACCUUGCAGCCGCUAAAGGGGUUCGCUGUGCAGUCAGCGUUCGGCCAGAUGGGCAUGCAGAGCAGUGCCUUUGCAGCAAAGUUAGCGCCCGCCCCGCUGCAAACGAACCAGACCACGCAGCAGUCUAAUCCAAAGGACCAGCAGCGCGAGUUGAAGAAACAGAAACUGAUGGCGCAACUGGCAGAGAAGAAAAGGCAGUUGGAGCUCCAGAAGCAGCAGCACCAGCAGCAGGAGAACCUGGGAGCGAAGGUCUGGGCCCGGCCAACAGAGCCAGCAGCAGAACCAGAGUCAGGGAAUACACAGCAGCAGAAGGACCUGGGUGCAAAGGUCUGGGUUAGACCGUCGGGGUCUGGGACGAGGCCAGAGAAGCCGACACAGCUAAAAGAACCGCAGGCACAGACAGCAUCCGUCAUGGCCAAGCCAACCAUGCCGCAACUUGUCCCUGGGUCGAGCUCGGCCAGUGGUCAGCACAUCAAGUCCAUCUACGAUAUCCUCGGCAUCCAAAAGGAGUCUCCGCAGGUGCCUAAGGUGCCGAUCCGCAAACGUACUGCCGAUGCUGUUCUAGCUCCUGCUGUCACUUGGACUCCUACUCCUAGUGCAUCAAUUAACUCAUCGCUGGCUCCGCCAAUGCCAGCAAAAGUGUCUUUUGUUCGAUCACCAUCGCCGUCACCGUCGCCUAUGCUUCGCACAAACCAAAGUAGCAGGUUUUCAGGGUCUGUCCAGAGCCCGCAGCUGCCAUCGUACGAAGCAACGCCUAGCGACCACGCUUCUCCGGACUGUACGCCUGCCGAUAAGCAAGCAAGCCUUGACGACCAUUCUUAUAACAGAGAGUCUGUCGCGCACAGUGCUGUACCUGGCAUUCUGUCGCAGGCGGCGUUGACACAGAAGACAGAGGAGGACGCUGAUCAGGGGCCAAUACCGAAUGUGGACCUGAGUGCGACCACAGAUGCCAAGAAGGCAUCGUCAUCACCUCCGCCUGCUGUUCCUGGCGUUGUCAUAGAGCUGGCUAACAGUGAGUCCACGAGCGUCCCAUUAGACUCAGUGCAGGAACCUCCUGCUGAAUUGACCUCUUGUCCGGAGCUACUUGAAGAGCAGCCACCAAGACAACCAAAGCCACAAGUACAGGCGACAGCAGCGGCACCCAAAAAGGCGUUAUCACCACCACCUUCGAAGCCUUCGGCCGACCAACCCGUGAUCAAGAUACGGUCGUUCCAAGAGAUCAUGGCUGACAAGCGUCGCAAGAAGGAGCAGGCCGCCCUGAUUGCUGCGGGCCUGCCGCCUACAACUGGUGCCACUACUACUGCUCAGAAGGACCUGCCACCGGAAACCCCCAAGACUGCUCUGCCCACGACACCUGGCAAACGUGCGCGCGAAGAGGAUGGGCCUAUCGAAACUAAGCGUGCCAAAGCAACACCAAAGAAGCCAAAAACUCCCAAGCGCGAGAUUCCAGAUUAUGUCGCUCUAUUUGAGCGCGAAAUGGCCGACAUUGACAUGGCCGACUUGAGUGGGCCGCUGGCUAGUAGCUCGCCCACCGACCGGAUCUCCAGCGCUGAUCUUGAGGAAUUCUAUAUGGGGUCAACCCUUGAGCAGAUUCUCAGCUAACUUUUAUGUGUACAAUCUGAAAUAUCAACAUACCAGCCAAGAAGAGG
Molecule: messenger RNA, 2534 nt
Organism: Linderina pennispora
Lineage: Eukaryota; Fungi; Kickxellomycota; Kickxellomycetes; Kickxellales; Kickxellaceae
Exons: 1
Coding region: 1-2487 (828 amino acids)
Molecular function (GO): metal ion binding
Source: RefSeq, a predicted model, not a curated record